AUUUAUUUUUUUUGAAGUGGGUGUUCAGAGUCUAGUGUUUAGUGUUUGAGCAGAGAGAGCCGGCCUUUUGGGAGACUGAGUCUGAGUCUGAGUCUGAGUCUGAGUGUGAGUAUGAUUCGGAGAUCCUAACCUUGACAGGGAUAACACAACCACUCGCACGCAUCGCAGCUUUUUCUGCUUUUUCAGCUACUGGGGCUAGAAGCGUUUCUCGUGGAAUCAUCAUUUUCGGGCAAUCGCCGACUCGCCGCCGGCCGGUUUUCUGUUCUGCGCAUGAGAGAGAAGUAGUGUCGCGUUGCUGCUUUCUUGGAUUUUAAUUAAUGGCCCAAAUGCUCUCAGAGAAGAGUGAUUCUUCUGUUCAAGAGGCGCUCAAGACCCUCUGCUGCUCCAACGGAUGGUCUUAUGGCGUUUUCUGGCGCUUUGAUCGCCCCAAUUCCUUAUUGUUGACAAUGGGAGAUGCCUACUACGAUGACAAAAUGGGGGCUGCCAUUGACAACAUGCUUCUGCAAGUCCACAUCCUCGGCAAUGGAGUUGUUGGCCAAGCCGCUUUCACUAGGAAGGACCGGUGGAUGUUUGCAGAUGCCCAUUCUGGAGGUCCGAAACCCGCUGGCUCUUUCGAAAGCCCGGAUAUUUUCCAGGAUGACUCCGAGAUUGAUCGCCUGUUCUCCUCUGGAAUUCAGACGAUUGCGCUAGUCUCUGUUGAGCCACGAGGUGUGGUACAGUUUGGCUCGACCCAGAAGAUUCCGGAGAGGGUGGAGUUUGUGGACCGAACAAAAAGACUCUUUCUCGACAUAGAUAAUCAUCGAAUGGAUACUGAUACAGACAACAACAAUACACCUUCAUCUUCAAACAACGAAGUCUAUGGUCAAGGCGGGGUGUUUGCUUCUUUGAUAUCAUCUGGGGAUUCCUGUUUUGAUACCCUGAAACUGAUGAAUGGCGCCACCUCCAAGAGUUGCUUGGGGCCGAGCUCCUCAACCUAUCCUCAGCUGUUACCUGCUUUCACUUCAAUCCCGGGAUGCAUGAACUCGUAUCUUCUUCAAGAUCAAUUGCGAAUGGCUGGCAUCGAAUCUCCAUUCAAACUGUCGAGCAAGCCUACCGCUUGGUUACAGGAGCCGCUUGAACAGUCUGCCACUUCAAAUCGCCCCAGUGGCCCAACUGGAAGUUCACGGAGUUUUGGAAACUCGCUUCUGACUUCUUUUGAGCAACAACUGACUUCUUCUGAUACAACUCUCACGGGUUCUCAAAAUAUGCAUUCUGCUAAACCAAACGGCCUUACAUCUUGUAGUAAUGCAAUUCAGAAUAUUCAGGGUUCAACAUUUCCUUUAGUACACGAGAUAGGAGUAGAUAGAAUAGAGAAUAGGUCAACUAACCAAAGAGCAUUCAUGGAGUCGCCUCAGGCAGGUGAUCUGACAAGAGUUCUCCAAAAAUCUGGCCCAGUGGAUGAUUAUCUCCGGUGGAUUGUUCCCUUGCCAGAGCAGAGCGAUAACACGCUGGCUACCCUAUUGAAUGAGAACCUUUCACAAGGAAUGGAACUUUCAUCAGUAUCAUCUGGUCUGAAUGGACCCGCCGUCCCAGCCAACACUCCAGUUAAGCAUUCGGCUAAUUCCAUGCAAAGUUCCAUCACAAAUACGAUUAAUUCCGAGGGAAACAGGGCUUUCUUGAACGACUCCAACAUUGAGAAUGACUUCUUUGAUGGCAUGGGCAUAGAUUUUGAGUGUGGACAGGCAGAGGAUUUUCUAGCCGACAUUCUGAUGCCAAUAGUGAGUGGUGGCCACCUGGAUUUUGGUACGGUUGCUUCAGAAUGCAUCCCGAAGGAACAUAUUGGCUCCCAAGAAACAUUAUUCUCCAAAUUAGGAAUCGAGCAGUUCUUCGAUAGUACUGCCAGUAGUUGCAAUUCCAUUGGCAGUUCUUGUUUUGAGGAUGAAUUGUCCCUGGCCUGCAAAAGAAGAAUAGGAAAUUGCUCGGUAAGUGGUGAUCCGGUGGAGUUGAAAAGUAUUCCCUCCUUUGGUGAGAACAUGAACUCACCCCAGCCUGUACAUAACCUGGAACUAAAGAAAAAGGUUGUGUUGCAAUCAGAGGUGGGUUCACGGAGUGCUGACAGUUAUAGCAUCACUGGUGGAAGUAGUGUUGUAUCACAACCUAAAAGGUCUGGAGAAGGUCCAAAGGGUGCCAGGAAAAGAGCCAGACCAGGUUCUCGACCUAAGCCCAAGGACCGCGUCCAGAUCCAAGAACGCAUAGCAGAGUUGAGGAAACUCAUUCCCAAUGGUGUAAAGAUGAGCAUUGAUUCUUUGUUGGCACAAACAAUCAAACACAUGCUUUUCUUGCAAAGUGUGACAAAACAUGCAGAGCAACUAAAACAGGCCAAGGAACAAAAGGGAAAUGAAGUGGUCCCAGGAGAUGACUCCUGUAAUGGUGUUUUGAAUGCUCUUAGGGCUAGUGAAGUUGGGGCUCGGACCAUGAUGGAUCCAGUGGAUGUUAAGGACCUCAGUCUUCCUGGGCAAAAACUAAUACAGAUUAUCUGUGAAGAAAAGGGAUUUUUUCUUGAGAUAGUAGAUGUAAUUCAAGGUUUAGGGUUGACCAUCUUGAAGGGAAUGAUGGAAAUUCAAGACAAUAAGAUAUGGGCUUGCUUUGUUGUCGAGGCUGAGGCAAAUAGGCGUGUAACAAAACAGGAAAUAUCCAUCUCCCUCUAUCAGCUUCUAUAUCAGAAAUCAACAGGUGAAAUUAAUUUACCUGGUGAACUAGCAAAUGUUCUCAAUGUAGGGACUAUGGUAUUCAACAACUACCAUCAACCUGUGGUAUCCCUUCCCAUCAGCUUGGCAGAGGGACUUAUGUGAUUGAGCUUUCGAGGUAGCCACAAAUACUUUGAGAAUCCACUUGUACGUGCCAUGGAAACAGACCCUGAAGCACAACGCGGAAAGAACAAAGAUAAAUACACAAGAAUGUGCAUCAACCAAAAGAGCUGUCUGCAAUAUUCUAGUGUAAGCAGUCCCAAGUUGUAGCAGACAAGUGAACCAAGUUUGCCAACUUAAAUAGGCUUAAAACCAUUCAAUAGGCAGCCCGUGUUUUGAAUAGAAAUAUGGGAACAUAAAUGGGAAGGACAAAUAGUUACAUACUUGUUUUAUUCUUUUGAUUUGUUUUGUUGUCCUCUCUAGUUCCAAACCUGUUCAUAGAUUGUAGCUGAUAAGCCAGUAAAGUGUAAGUGCUAACCUCUGUCCUUCGGACCUUCUUGUGGUCAUUUGACUUCAUGGACCCCUGCAAAUCUUAGAACAAUUAAUUAUCAA
Molecule: messenger RNA, 3278 nt
Organism: Diospyros lotus (date-plum)
Lineage: Eukaryota; Viridiplantae; Streptophyta; Magnoliopsida; Ericales; Ebenaceae
Exons: 10
Coding region: 318-2831 (837 amino acids)
Biological process (GO): regulation of DNA-templated transcription
Molecular function (GO): protein dimerization activity; DNA-binding transcription factor activity
Source: RefSeq, a predicted model, not a curated record